GAGAUACAACAUCUACCUCAGCCUUCUCCGACUGAGACUUGCCACCCCGCGCCAACUAUCGGCAUACUAAUCACCCGGUAUAACUUGGAGAAGACCUGAAUGGAAGGGUAAACAUCCACUUCACUAUCCUAUCCAAAUCCAAGUGCUCGAGCUUUCUUGAGUCUCAGUAAUACUCACUCAUCGUUGGCCUGCAACAAUGGCUCGCCACGGGGAUACUCGCUCACCAUCACCUGUAGGCAGCACAUACUCCUCAUCCAGACGGAGUCGCAGAGACGAUGAUCGCUAUGAGAGGAGCAGGCGCGACGAUGGCAGGAGUUACCGCCGCUCACGCAGUCCAGAGCGACGAUAUCGUGACCGUGAACGCGAUCGCGACCGAGACUCCUACCGGAGGCGCGACCGCUCCGUAGACAGACAUGACGACUACCGCGAUGAAGACAGUUAUCGCCCCAGCCGUCGGGAUCGCUCUCGCGAUCGGCGCCGAUCCAGAGACCGAGACGAUCAGCGGGAUUACCGCCGAAGAAGCCGCGAUAGGGACUAUCGAAGCAGGCGAGAAGAUUCCCGGGAUCGGGCACGGAGACGGACAGAUGAUUCUGCUGACUUGAAGCACAAGUCUAGACGGGACGACAGCCGGGAUCGGGCCAGACGCUCGCGGUCCAGGUCUCGUGAUGCAUCAAAACCGUCGACUCCAGCAACACCCGCCGCCCAAACAGAAGACGAGAAAAGGGCGGAACGGCGCGCGAAACUGGAGGCAUGGAAACAGAAACAAGCCGCGGAAAAGGAGCGCAAACAGCGGGAAGCUGCGGCGGCUGGAGGAGCUAGAAGCAUUCUAGAGGAGAUCGAUAGAAAGUCUGGUCUAUCGCCGGCUGUCGGUUCGCCUCAAUCUCCGGCAACGCCGGCUGUUGAAGUGGCACCCGCUACGUAUGCAGGAAAGUUUGACCCGAAGGCUAUCGCAAAGAAGGGAACAUCCACAUCUUCGCCCGCACCGGCUGUGUUGGGCAAUGAUGUUGCUGUUCCACUCCCGUCAAAGCCCUCCGCCACGACCUCUGGCAGUCCUGCUCCAGCCACGAGCAGCUCUUCAUCCACCUUAAAGGCCAAGGGUAAUGUAGGAAGAUUUGGGCUAGGAACCAGGCAGGCUGGGGAGGCCGAGAAGUCCACUGCUACACGAACCUUGGGAUUCGGAGAGGAGGAGUCAACGCGACGGAAGCUCGAGAGGCUACCCACCCCGCCUCUAGAGGAUUCGAAAGAUAUCAACGGAACCACAGGUGGCGGGGCUGAAGACGAGGAUGAGGAUGACGUCGACAUGCAUGAGGGGGGCACCGAGGAAGAGAAUGCGGCAGCUGCGCGGGCAGCGGCCGAACGACGAGAGGAGCGUUUGCAAUUGGCUCAAUCCACGGACACCUCGCAGGAAGCUAAUGGUGAUACUGUCAUGGAAGACGCAGCUGACAACCAGGCUCCCGACAGCAUGGAAGUUGAUGCUCAGGAAGAAGAGGAGGAAGUCGAUCCAUUAGAUGCUUUCAUGUCCGAACUAGCCGAGACUGCUCCUCCGAAGAGAGCGGGUGGCGCGAAGUUCUCGCGCGCCAAGGCACAACAGCCCGAGGCCAUCUUCGGUGAUGAGCACGAUGUCGAUGUGACGGCUGUUGGCGAAGGAGAUGCCGAUGACUUCCUUGCGAUUGCCAACAAGGCAAAGAAGAAGAAGGACAUCCCCGCGGUUGAUCACCACAAAGUAGAAUACGAGCCGUUCCGGAGAAAGUUCUACACCGAACCCUCUGAUCUGGCGCAGAUGAGUGAGGAGGAAGCCGCAAGCCUGCGGCUGGAACUCGACGGCAUCAAAGUUCGUGGUGUGGAUGUUCCGAAGCCAGUGCAGAAGUGGUCUCAGUGUGGCUUAGGUGUGCAAACUUUGGAUGUGAUUGAAAAGCUUGGGUAUGAGAAAACCACCUCCAUCCAAGCGCAGGCCAUUCCUGCGAUCAUGUCUGGCCGAGAUGUCAUCGGUGUGGCGAAGACAGGUUCGGGCAAAACGAUUGCGUUCUUGAUUCCCAUGUUCCGGCACAUCAGGGAUCAACGGCCGUUGGAGAAUAUGGAGGGCCCUGUCGGUCUAAUCAUGACGCCUACCCGCGAGCUGGCAACACAGAUCCACAAGGACUGCAAGCCAUUCCUCAAAGCCCUCAACCUUCGGGCUGUCUGUGCGUAUGGUGGAGCUCCCAUCAAGGACCAGAUUGCGGACCUCAAGCGUGGCGCUGAAAUAAUUGUCUGCACGCCCGGACGCAUGAUCGACCUUCUCGCAGCCAACGCUGGCCGAGUCACGAAUUUGCGUAGGGUCACAUACGUCGUUCUCGACGAGGCCGACCGUAUGUUCGACAUGGGAUUCGAACCGCAAGUGAUGAAGAUCAUGGCCAACAUUCGACCUGAUCGGCAAACUGUUCUGUUCUCCGCCACCUUCCCGCGGAACAUGGAAGCGCUGGCUCGCAAAACACUUACCAAACCGAUCGAGAUUGUGGUCGGCGGUAAGAGUGUGGUCGCACCCGAGAUCACGCAGAUUGUCGAGGUGCGCAACGACGACCAGAAGUUCGUACGCCUGCUGGAAUUGCUUGGCAAUCUGUACUCGAACGAAGAGAAUGAGGAUGCGCGGGCUCUCAUCUUCGUCGAUCGCCAAGAGGCCGCCGAUACGCUCCUCCGCGAGCUCAUGCGUAAGGGCUACCCAUGCAUGUCUAUCCAUGGCGGCAAGGACCAGAUCGAUCGUGACUCAACGAUCGAAGAUUUCAAGGCUGGUAUCUUCCCGGUUUUGAUUGCUACCUCGGUUGCGGCGCGCGGACUCGAUGUCAAGCAGCUUAAGCUUGUCGUCAACUAUGAUGCGCCCAACCAUCUCGAAGAUUAUGUUCACCGUGCUGGACGUACUGGACGGGCCGGAAACACCGGAACGGCUGUCACCUUCUUGACGGAGGACCAGGAACGGUACUCGGUCGACAUCGCGAAAGCGCUCAAGCAGAGUGGACAGAAGAUCCCGGAACCGGUGCAAAAGAUGGUCGACUCAUUCUUGGAGAAAGUCAAAGCAGGCAAAGAGAAGGCUAGCGCAUCCGGGUUUGGUGGUAAGGGUCUGGAACGACUGGAUCAGGAGCGUGAUGCUGCGCGUCUGCGUGAACGACGCACAUACAAGACCGGCGAAGAAGGGGAGGAGGAAGAGGAGAAGGACGAGAAGAAGAACGAACAAGCUGAAGACCGGUUCAGCAAGGCCAUCUCAUCCGUCCAGGCCACGGCGUCAGCAUCGACCAGUAUGCCGGGGGUUCCCAAGGGUAUCGAUCUGGAUGGCAAGAUCACGGUGCACAAGACCGAGAAGGAUCCCAACAGCACGUCGAAGAACCCACUGGACAAGGUGGGCUCGGCUGUUGCGGACAUCCACGCGCGUCUGAGCCGUGCGGGCGUGAUGAGAUCCGGAGUGCCCAUCGACAACCGUGGGCCAGAUGCAGGCGCUUUCCAUGCCACCUUGGAAAUCAACGACUUUCCCCAGAAAGCUCGCUGGGCCGUCACCAACCGCACGAACGUGGCGAAGAUCCUGGAAUCCACGGGCACGUCGAUCACCACGAAGGGCAGCUUCUACGCGACAGGCAAAGAGCCUGGACCUGGCGAGAACCCCAAGCUAUACAUCCUGGUGGAGGGCGAGACCGAGCUGGCGGUCACGAACGCGAUGCGCGAGUUGAUGCGGCUGCUGAAGGAGGGCACGAUCGCGGCGGCGGACAGCGACGCCCGGGCGCCGGUGGGUGGACGGUACAAUGUCGUUUAGUGGCGAGGGUUCGGAGUUUGUAUUAUAGAUACAGUGACCAUGCUUCUUGUCUGCAUUGUAGUAAAAGUAGC
Messenger RNA from Aspergillus brunneoviolaceus CBS 621.78, 3846 nucleotides. Its product is annotated as DEAD/DEAH box RNA helicase. The transcript has 5 exons. NCBI's taxonomy places the organism in Eukaryota, Fungi, Ascomycota, Eurotiomycetes, Eurotiales, Aspergillaceae. The coding region runs from base 197 to 3775 and encodes 1192 amino acids. Gene Ontology annotation, molecular function: RNA helicase activity; nucleic acid binding; ATP binding. Gene Ontology annotation, biological process: mRNA splicing, via spliceosome. Gene Ontology annotation, cellular component: nucleus. The record is from RefSeq and is a predicted model, not a curated record.